AUGACCCUUGAACUGUGUGUGAGCACUUGCACGAGCGGAAACAGAUUGUACGCCGGAGUCUCUGGCGUCGGGUGCUACUGUGGUGGUAAUGUGGAGGCUGCCUCAACCACUCUGGUCAGCGAGAACCAGUGCAACAUUGUCUGUCCCGGCAACAACACUGAGCGCUGCGGUGGCCUUGGUGGUCUUACGAAACGUCAGAUCGCCGCGAAUAUUCGCUUGACCAUCUACGUCGACGGCGGCAUUGUCCCAAGCCUGAGCUCUAGCUCCAGCUCGACUUCUGCUUCUGGUGGUCUUAUGCUUCCUACCAACGGCACUACCAUCGCAGUUCCUACAGUGACAGCCACAUUGACGACUACAUUUACCGCUACUGUCACCACCUGCCCUCCUGGCGUCUCUGACUGCGUCAUCGGAUCUCUCACCACUAGCGUCACCACCGUGACGACGACCUACUGCCCUGAGACUGCAGUUCCAACUCCCUGCCCAUGCGCCAAUGGCGAAUGCUACGACCUUCCCUGCUUCGGCCAAGAAUGCAACCAGAAUGUGAUGUGCUACGGAGACUACGUCAGCUACAGCUCCCAGUGCUCCUGUGCAGCGGACCGGCGCCGUCUUGUCUGUGAGGAUGGAGUCUGCCACCCCGAGACCUGCAGCGGAGACGAUUGCGGCCGCAAGAUCAUCUGCGAGAACGGAAACUGCCAGUACUCCCAGUGCCAGGGUGACGAGUGCACCCAGGAGAAGAUAACCUGCUACGGCGAUGUCUGCAGAACUGAGGCAUGCCAGGGAGACGAGUGCGAUAUGAAAUACGUCUGCACCGACGGCACCUGCGAACACCAACCCUGCCCGGCCAGUGAGGUCAACAACAUGUAUGAGUGUGCCGGUGACCAGUGCAAUCUCGUCACGCCCUGCGAAGGCGCCAGCUGCCCCAUGCCCAACCCACCAAACGCAUCUCAACAACCUUCUGUCGGAUCUCCUCAGGCCUCCGGUGCACCCUCUCCAGCACAGCACGCUUCGCCCAGUACUGUCGUUGCAGCUUCCCCAAGUGCGCCUACUGCCAACGCUUCCGGCGUAGCUCAAGGCCAAGACCAGGCCAAUCCAGGACAGCAGCAACCCACGGCCAAUCCUGGAGCUCCAGGCACGACACAACCCGCAUCCGUGGUCACUGCCGAUUCAAACAAGCCCCUCAUUCCGUGCAGCUUCAUCACGUUGGCUAUGGGUGUUGUUGCCGGCGUGUGCUUCUUGCUCUAA
Colletotrichum spaethianum is the source of this 1242-nucleotide messenger RNA. RefSeq lists its product as uncharacterized. The record is from RefSeq and is a predicted model, not a curated record. The coding region runs from base 1 to 1242 and encodes 413 amino acids. The transcript has a single exon. NCBI's taxonomy places the organism in Eukaryota, Fungi, Ascomycota, Sordariomycetes, Glomerellales, Glomerellaceae.